UCGGCAUUCCGCAUUGUCUGAUCGAGUCCUCCUCCCUUGGACUUCUUUAGCUGAACCAAAGCAUCUACCUUUCUCCUGCUUUUCCUUUUUGUUCUCCUUUACUCAUCUCCCUUUUAUUCUCUUCUCUCACGAGACCACUUUCCUCUUCGAUCGCUCUCAUCUCCCUGUGCUCCGCUCGGCGUCACCAUGGAUGAGGAGUACGAUGUGAUAGUCCUCGGGACCGGGCUCAAGGAGUGCAUUCUCAGCGGUCUUCUCUCCGUCGAUGGCCUCAAGGUCCUGCACAUGGACAGGAAUGAUUACUAUGGAGGAGAGUCAACUUCACUUAAUCUCAUCCAGCUUUGGAAAAGGUUUAGGGGCAGUGAUAAGCCCCCAGCAAAUUUGGGUCCUAGCAGAGAUUACAAUGUUGACAUGAUUCCAAAGUUCAUCAUGGCAAAUGGUACUCUGGUUCGUGUUCUCAUACAUACUGAUGUUACAAAAUAUCUUUCCUUCAAAGCAGUGGAUGGGAGCUAUGUUUUUAAUAAAGGAAAGAUUCACAAAGUUCCUGCAACUGAUAUAGAAGCACUCAAAUCUCCAUUGAUGGGUUUGUUUGAGAAGCGCCGAGCUCGGAAAUUCUUCAUUUACGUCCAGGAUUACGAUGAAAAUGAUCCAAAAACACAUGGGGGACUGGAUCUUACAAGAGUGACAACUAGAGAACUUAUCUCCAAAUAUGGACUGGAUGACAAUACAGUGGACGUCAUUGGUCACGCAUUGGCUCUUCAUAGAGAUGACCGAUAUCUAAAUGAACCUGCCCUUGAUACUGUUAAAAGGAUGAAGCUUUAUUCAGAAUCUCUAGCUCGUUUUCAAGGAGGAUCGCCAUAUAUCUAUCCUCUAUAUGGAUUAGGAGAGCUACCACAGGCUUUUGCACGCCUUAGUGCUGUUUAUGGUGGAACAUACAUGUUAAAUAAACCAGAGUGCAAGGUUGAAUUUGAUGUGGAAGGAAAAGUUUGUGGUGUGACAUCAGAAGGGGAAACUGCUAAGUGCAAGAAGGUCGUAUGUGACCCUUCCUACUUACCAAAUAAGGUUAGAAAGGUUGGAAAGGUUGCAAGGGCGAUAGCUAUUAUGAGCCAUCCCAUCCCAAAUACCGAUGACUCUCAUUCAGUGCAGGUUAUUCUGCCACAGAAGCAACUGGGACGCAAGUCAGACAUGUAUCUCUUCUGUUGUUCUUAUUCACACAAUGUUGCUCCAAGAGGGAAGUUCAUUGCAUUUGUCUCAACAGAAGCUGAGACUGAUCGUCCAGAGAUAGAACUAAAGCCAGGGAUUGAUCUUCUUGGGCCAGUAGAUGAGCUAUUCUUUGAUACUUAUGACAGAUUCGUACCUGUCAAUGAACCCUCUCUGGAUAAUUGCUUCAUCUCAACUAGUUACGAUGCUACGACACAUUUUGAGUCAACUGUCAUGGAUGUGCUUCAUAUGUAUCGCAUGAUCACCGGAAAGAAUGUUGAUCUCAGCGUGGAUCUGAGUGCUGCUAGUGCUGCUGAAGAAUGAUAACACGGCAGGAGUGACAAGAUUCUGUCAUCCCUGUAAUAUUUUCAGCUGAUCUCUAUAUGAUAUAGCUAGCAUUGUGCAGAAAAAAGUGCUCUUGCAUUAUGGUGUUUCUGAUGCUUCUUGAAUGUCUUCUACCACAGGCCAUUUAUUAACAUAACAAUCCUUUUAAAUGUGUGGUAUUACAAAGUUUUAUCUGCUGUACAUCAAAAUUCACUGGCUUCUAGUUUGUAUGUCAUUGCGAAGGGUAUUGUGGAGAUGUGGAGUAUUAUGCCUGUGAUAUUGUGAUUUGUUCAGGACAGUCACAUUAUUGCCCUCUUUCUUGCUUCACGGUUGCUAA
Messenger RNA from Phoenix dactylifera (date palm), 1858 nucleotides. RefSeq names its product guanosine nucleotide diphosphate dissociation inhibitor 1. Gene Ontology annotation, biological process: vesicle-mediated transport; protein transport; small GTPase-mediated signal transduction. Gene Ontology annotation, molecular function: Rab GDP-dissociation inhibitor activity. Gene Ontology annotation, cellular component: cytoplasm. The record is from RefSeq and is a predicted model, not a curated record. NCBI's taxonomy places the organism in Eukaryota, Viridiplantae, Streptophyta, Magnoliopsida, Arecales, Arecaceae.